This is a messenger RNA of Patella vulgata (common limpet), 5087 nucleotides long. RefSeq lists its product as uncharacterized. Gene Ontology annotation, biological process: dephosphorylation; thiamine diphosphate metabolic process. The record is from RefSeq and is a predicted model, not a curated record. Lineage: Eukaryota; Metazoa; Mollusca; Gastropoda; Patellidae. The transcript is spliced from 4 exons. The coding region runs from base 529 to 2277 and encodes 582 amino acids. Gene Ontology annotation, molecular function: thiamine triphosphate phosphatase activity; magnesium ion binding.
GUCUUCUUGCUCGUGCUUUGUCUAACGCGCUAUGGCGACUAAUUACCACAACAAGUAAUUACGUCCUCGUCCUGCUGAGCCAGCGAUACUAUUCUACAGUCAGUAUAACAUGUUAUAACACAAGAUAAUACACAAAACUUGCCUUCAGAACACGAGGUUAUCAGCGUCUUCAGGUUGAAAUGCUUGGCGCUUAAUAAGUACAAUGUCAGGAAAAAGUAUUAGGAUAAUAUGCAAUCAUUACACGCUCUCUGACGGUUCCUGCAAAUGAUCCCAGGGAAUAUCUAAAAAUAACGCUAAAUGAAGUGUGGAUAUUUUAUUGCGCUAAUUAAUUAUUCAAAAUUAAUUGGAAUAGGGGUGCGCAUGCUUCUGUGUGAGUAAAUUGAACUCUGGGAUAGAAAAUGGCUACUUGUCAAACAGGUGCCCGAAAUUAGAAACAGCAUUAUCUUGAAGAAAGAGUUACCAGUACCUAAUAUCAGUCAACCCUUGCAGAGAAAAUAUUUUUUAGAUUCCAAAUUAUUGAGUUGAAUCAUGGAUGAAAAGUUUGUUGACAGAACAGAGGUUACCCUGAAAACACCAAAAAAACAACACCUUACAAAAACACAGAUCUGUUCAAAGUUAACAGUAGAUGUUACCAAUGGUCAUACAUCAUCUAAUAAUACAUCUCCCAUCUCACCUUGUCUAGCAUCAUCUAUGUUAACAGAUGAAGAUAUGGAGCAAGCUGUCUUCAGUACAACCUCAAUAGAUAAAGAAAACAAAGUAUCAACCGACACGAAUCUCAAACUGAAAGCCAAGGAUCAUGCUUUCACAAAUAUCUCUUCAUCUGUCGAAGAAGAUCCAAGUCUCAAUACUGUUCCUGUGGCUUUGUCUUCCCCUAAAAAGGAUGAAGAAGUUCGCUCCUAUUAUACUCCUGGCUUUGCUAUUAGGGCUUGGGCAUUUGAAGAUAUAAAACACAAGAGUGAUGAACCUGAAUCUAGUAAAAUUACACAUGUAGAAAGUAAAGAACGUAAGACAAGUGUUACAUCAACACUAACUGUUAACAAAAACAAAGAUUUUGAUCUGGAAAAGCAAGAAAAGCAAAAGACAGAACUUUCUUCUUUAACUUUUAACAUUGGUAAAUCCCCUAAAAAAGAAACAAGUAUUGUAGCUGUGACUAUGAAUAAAACUGUUGAAUAUGAUCUUCAGGAUAGAUCACCUCAAAAGAAAGAACUGUCACAAGCCACUUUUGCUAUUGGAAGGAAGUCUAGUUUUGAAGAGAGGUCAGAUACUGUGACCAAGUCAUUGCUUGUCAGUACUGAAAGCAUUGAAUCCUCGUCAUCAUUUGACUCUGUGUUCACUAAAAAUCUUUCAAAAACAGAAGAGUUGAAUCAAAGAAAUUUACAAAAGACAGAUGAAGUAACAUACAACUCCAAAAACAAUACUUCAAAAUUUGUAAGUCAAGAGCAUGUUACUUCAACAACAUCUAUAGCUUCCCAAGAUACAAAAUUAAAUACAGUUGUCACAGAUGAAUGGGUUAUAAUAUCAGAAGAAGAAAAAUUCUUAAAAGCAGAAUCUAACACAACCAAAGGAGAUAUAUCUACAAUUGUUUCAAAGUCAUCUGUGGAUUCAGGAACAAUAUCUUCAUCUCCUGUUCAGACCAAAAUUGUAGCAAUUCCUGUGGAAGUUGAAAGAAAAUUCUCUGUUGGACCUGAUACUGAAGCAAAGUUGAAAGAUUCUGGUGCCCAGCUUAAAUCUGAGAAAUCAUUUACAGAUGUUUAUUGGGACAACGAGGACUAUUUGCUUACUUUAUCUGAUUGCUGGUUAAGACAACGAGAUUCAGAUUGGCAGAUGAAAAUUCCUGUACAUUCUGAUCCAAUUUUUGAUGUGAAUACAAAAUACCAAGAAUUGACAAAGGAAAAGGAUAUUAUCAAUUUUAUUGCUAAUAAAUUAACACUCAAUUUGGGUAAGAAGUCUAAUUUAAGUUAUUUACUCGAGAAAGCUAAUCUUGUUGAUUUUGCAACUAUAAACACAGUGAGAAAGUCAUACAUCUUAGAUGGGUGUCAGGUGGAUCUGGAUAGCACCAACCAUGGGUUCCAAGUUGGAGAAAUAGAAGUAGUGGCACUUUCAUCAUCUGAAAUACCAUCAGCACUUAGAACAAUCGAUAAAGUUGCUAAAAAAUUGGGGUUCGAUUCCAGUAAAAGAGUUUCUGGUAAAAUGACUGACCAUUUGAGGAGAAACCACCUCUUUCUGUACAGAUUAUUAGUAGAAAAUGGUGUCCUAUUUCCGGGAGACAUUACCUGAAAAUACAUCAUGCAUUAGAUAUGCUGUUAAUUUAAUUAAAACACAAGCCAAGAUGAUAAGAGUUUUGGAGUAGUUUAACCCACAGGUCACAGUUGAAUCCAAAGCAAGGUACAUACAUGCAUGUACUAAAACAGACCCUGGUCACACUACCUUCAACCUAAUGUUACUGUCCUACUCUUCCUGAAAUAUGUACUGUUUGAUAAGUAAGACAGGUUUUUAUAGGAAGUGAUUUUCAUUUCAUAUUACUCUGCUGUAAGAUCACUGCUACAUCAUAACCCUGCCCCACUCUGGAAGUCAGCACAUUAUUGUUAAAUGGCAAAUUACUCAUUGUCCAAAAGGUAACAAGGGUUGGAAUAUAAAUGAAAUGAGCAGAAGAUCUGAGUACCAUUUGAAUGUCUUGUUCUUCUUAGAAGGACAUUUCAUUCAACUUUUGUGGUUCCUAAAUGGUGUAUGUUUAGAUAUCUUCAAAACAAUGUUUAUCGUAAUAACUUGACGUAACUGGCAUGAUUAGAAAGUUAGUUGAACAUUGAAAUGUUUUACUGAAACAUUGUUAUUAAAUAACAGCGAAGUAUAGUUAUACCCAUAUACAACUUGUGGUGUAAUAUAAGUAAUACAACUGAAAUCAUUUACCAGAGUUUAUUGUCUCUAUUAGUUGUCUCUAUCAAAAAUAUGUGUACCACGAUGAUAGAAAUGAAGCUUAGUUUAUGAGAAAGAUUUUAUAUUCAUUAAGAAUCUCAUUUGAAGUCUCUGUGCAUCAUUUGUAUAUUUUGGAAAAUAUCAAAUUUUCCUUAUUUAAAAUUUAGUUAAGAAAAGAAAAUCAAAAUAUCAACUGAAGAUGAUCUCCCUGCUUGGAUUCAGUCGAAUCAUCUGCAGUCUAUGCCGAAUGUUGACAAAUUUUCAAUUCAUCAUUCCUAAAUUCCUCAAAUGAUGUUCAGAGACUGUAAUUUAAAGAGGCCAUAUUUUGUCUCCAGGAAAUUAAAUAUCGAUAAUUACAUCAAGGUACAUCAAGAAUUGAACUCGCCAAAUAAAUGGAAAGAUACUAUGAAAAAGCAAUGGUUACUUUACAAUUAUGCCAUCUAAGUGAAUAUUAUAUACAAUCUGUAUACCUAUAUCUUGUUAGCAGAUUGGUGAAUGUAACUCAGAUUUUGCACAAUCUAAUAUUAUCUAAUUCAAUUCAAUGGCCAUUUAAUAUCAAAUUGCAUAAUCUGUUUUUCUAAAUAGUUCACUUCAUGUGAUAAAUGUAGUAAGAUGAACUCCUCUUCAGAGAAUGUACCUUAAUUGCAUAUAGAUCUAACAUGAUGACACAAAUGAUAUUAAAUUUUAUUUAAAAAUUGCUAUAUUAUAUUAAACAUCCACAUGGAAUUGCUUACCUUAAUGUUUAAACUAUAUGUCAUUUGAUUCAAGAUGAGAAUAACCCAAGCAAUUAUUGUAAAAAAUUUAUGUCUGUAAUUAUAUUUUAACAAAGGUGAUAAUUAUGUUAUAUCUCUAUGAUCUUGGGACUUCAUUAUACCUUAAUAUACUGUAGAAUCAAAUAUUUAGAAUUGAUGUGGGAAUUGAUUUCAAUAAAACUUUUAAGAAUUGUAAGUGCAAGCUUAUGUAUGUGUAUAUUAAAUUGAAAACACAAUUUACUUAAUUUUGAUUACUCAUAUAAUGGUCUAAUCUACUCUAAACCAUCAGUACCAGAUAUUUUUAGUCUGUGUAUAAAAUUGAAUUCAUAUAUUUGAUAUCUUGAUGAUGUAUACUUGAAGAAAUUUUAAUGCUAGUGAUAUUGUUAUCAUUCCGAAACCUAUUCUGUUGUGAUAAGUUAUAAUAUAAUCUAUCCUGCGCUUUCAAACACAUUGUUUACUAUAAAUUCAUUAAAUUGUAUGUCUUUAAUUAUGCUUCAUUAAUACUGUAUACUUACUGUUUGUACAUUGUGCCUUAUUGUUUGUUUAUGAUAGUUAUGUUAAUGUACAUAUACAUUAAAUAUAAUAUUCCAUAGUCCCUUUUCUCCAUACGCUUAUUAAAAUUGAUUCAUUUGAUUAUAAAUUUUUUGUUACCUUUUGCCAUCCGGUUAGUAUAGUAUUCUGAAAAUAUGGUUUAAAUAUCCCUUUAUUAUAUACUUUGUCAAACAAUGGUUGUGGCUUUUAUAGUUUUGUUGCUGUUUAGAAUAGAUCAUAUUAACAGAUCUGAUAAACAAUACCAAUGAUUAAUAUCAAUAAUAAAGUAUAGGGCCUCCGUAGUAUGUAACUAAACUGCCAGUUGGAAGUUAAUGGAAUAAAUCUGUUAAAAAAACUGAUUAAUACAACCAUUUAGCACUACUUACUAGUUGAUCAUAUUACCAAAUAUAUUGAUCACUACCAUUUAGCACUAUCGGUACUAACUACGAACUAGUGGAUCAAAACAGAUGAUCAGUACCGUUUAACAGUACCAUCAAGUGAAUAAAAACACUAAUGAUCAAUAUAGUUUAACACUACCAACUAGUGGAUCAAAACAAAUGAUCAGUACCGUUUAGCACUACAAAUUAGUGGAUCAUAUUGACAAAGCUUAUAACUGCCACCUGUAGACCAUAUGAAAAUUGAUAUCCACUGAUAGUUGCCACUACCAACAGGAAAGUAGUAGAUCAUAUUAAAACUGAUAAGCACUUCUAACAGAAAGAUAGAUAAAACUGAUGAGCACUACAAAUUGAAGGUAGUGAAUGAUAAUAGGAACAGGAAGGUAGAUAAAGGUGUUGGGCACUACCCCAACAGAAAUGUAGUUAAAACCAAUGAGGACUACCAACAGGAAGGUAGAUAAAACUGGUGAGAUGAGCACUAACCACAGGAAGGUAG